UUUGUUGUGUGAAUUACACUGUGACGGCUUAUGUACUCAGUAUUAGUUAGAUCUUUCUGUAGACAAAAUCAAAAAGGCUUGCGAGCUAUUAAUUCGUGAGUCGGUUAUCUUCCUUGGAUAAAUCUACAUUAACACCAGAAUCCUGAGCCACUGUUAAACAAGAUGGCGGAUAUUUAUCGCUAUCACCACCAUUUCUACUACACUGGCUCCGGUCGAUCUCUUCCACAUAGCUGUCAUUGCCGAAAAAAACGCCAUCGUUCUCCGCCUAUCACUCAACCUUCUCGGCCUUGUCCUCUUCAUCCCUGUCGGAGGAGCCAUAGCUGUGAGUGGAUCACUGACAGGAAUAAGAGUUAUACCCUUAAACAACUUCACGAACCAGGCCAUGCCAACAAGCAUAACGGAAAUAAGACUUCUGCCCAGAAGCCUAAGUUUGUACCAAUAACAAGACUUGAAGAUGACCAGGUCAUCAGAGCUGCAGAAUUUCACCCGAAUGGCUUGUUUUAUGCGACAGGGGCUAAUUCGAAGGCGCUGCGAAUAUGUGCUUAUCCGAAGAUACACGAGAUAAGAGAAAACUACGAAACACGCGAACCAGCGGUCUUGAUGAAGAGGAUGAAACAUCAUAAAGGCUCCAUCUAUUGUGUGGCUUGGAAUGGAACUGGAGACCUGCUAGCAACAGGUUCUAAUGAUAAGACUAUCAAACUGAUGAGGUUUAAUCAGGAAAUAUGUAACGUUGAAGGUAGCGCAGCGGAGCUGACGAUGCAUAAAGGAACUAUACGAGACUUGUGUUUCAUGGAAGAUCUCAGUAAUCGUUCCAGUUUGCUGAUCAGUGGUGGAGCCACGGACAAUAAGAUUUUCAUCACGGACUGUGAGACAGGAAUGACGUUUCAGACCUUUACUGGGCAUUCUGGCACAAUCUUAUCCCUUUAUACGUGGGGAGGCGCCAUGUUUGUCAGUGGAUCUCAUGAUAAGACAAUCCGUCUGUGGGACUUACGGUCCAGAGGCUGCGUUAAUGUUAUAUCCGCUCCAUCCGCUUCCGGUUCUGGGCCAGGAAGCCCAGUGGCCGCAGUGUGUGUUGAUCCAUCAGGACGGCUGCUUGUCUCGGGUCACGAUGAUUCCACGUGCAUGUUGUAUGAUGUCACUGGCGGGAAGAUAAUUCAGUGUUUUCAGCCUCAUACCGCAGAAAUUCGAACGAUUCGAUUCUCCCCCAAAGCCUACUAUCUACUCACUGGAUCUUACGACCACAAAGUUGUUCUGUCAGAUUUACAGGGUGACCUAUCUCAGCCAAUUCCAAACGUCGUGAUAGCGGAACAUGGGGACAAAGUGCUUCAAGCACGUUGGCAUCCUAGUGACUUUUCCAUCCUUACCACCAGUGCUGACAAGAGCGUCACCUUGUGGGGAUUGUCUGCAAACUGAAUAAUGUAGAAUUGGGGGCUUAGAAAAACAAAAGAGUACUUGUUAAACUGACACGGGUGGCAUAUUUUUAUAAUGACAGUUGUGGAAUACUUGCCGAUUAAUUCCUCAGAUUUUCAUUUAGAUAACAAAUAAUUACCUUUAUCGUAGUGUACCGAAAACAACAUGUUUCUUAAUGCUUUACAGUGUCCGUGUUUAAAUAUAUGGAAAUACAGUAUAAAUAAAAACUGUCUGUUCGAUUAAGAAUACAGUAUAGUAUAAUACAAAACUAAACCCGAUACAUAAAACGUUUAAUACUAUAAAGUGGAUGCUACCCGUACAAUGAACACUACCAGUUACUGUUGUGUAAAGCUGACAGUAACCAAAUAAAAAUUAUUAUACUAGAGUGUAAGAUUAUCAUACCGUUUAAUCAUGUAUGUUUAUCAUGUAAACAAGAUGAUUUGCAACUUCCUGAUGAAUUCGCAUGGUGUUUGUUGUAUGAAUGCUAUUUUUCAUUUACAGGUACAGGGUGACUGUAAAGAAAUCCCCCUUUUUCAAACGUUUAUCUUAAACAAAUCUUGACUCGCUGUAACUAAAUUUCACCAGGAUCACAUCGAAACCCAUACGUUUUAUUCAAGAAAGUCUGAACAUUGUUCAAAGUUUUUAAAAAAAAUAAAUAAAGUAUUCAAGACGCUUUUCGUCAUUCACAAGCAGCAUAGCCCAAGAGUUAGCGGUGGGCGGUGUUGAAUAGCUGCCUUCCCUCUAGUCUAUCACUUCAAAAUUAGAGACGUCUAUCGCAGAUAGCCCUCGAGUAGCUUAGCCUGCAAUUCAACAAACAUACUCAAUCAGCAUACCGAACUAUAUCUACAUGAAACUGUAACAAACACUUUUAACCCUCAGUGACACAGCGAUACGUCUGCGGACGUACAACGAUAGAAACCGGGUUUCGAUACCCGUGGUGAGAAGAGCACAGAUAGCCCAUUAUGUAGCUUUGUCCUUAACUUAAAACAAACACUUUUUUUUUUCUGGAUAUCAGAAAACAUUGAUUCUUACAAUAUCCUGUACACUGACACACUUUUUAUACAAAUCACUCAAUUUGUAUUGUGGGAAGAUAAAAUAAGAAUGCUAGCUUACGAAGAAAAAAAAUGACUUAAGUUUUAUCAUACGACUUUGAAACUUCAUGUACCACGUCUUUCCUGAAUAAAACUUAUGGUUUUGUGAGGUGAAAGUUUGUUCCCAUCGAACAAGUAGUUAGCUUUUAAGACAUAAUCAUUUUAAAUAUGGGAUUAUCUCUGUAAUCACUCGUAUAUAUAAAAUGAUAAAAACCUAUAACCCGAGC
This is a messenger RNA of Limulus polyphemus (Atlantic horseshoe crab), 2728 nucleotides long. RefSeq names its product WD repeat-containing protein 47-like. Lineage: Eukaryota; Metazoa; Arthropoda; Merostomata; Xiphosura; Limulidae. The transcript is spliced from 7 exons. Bases 163 to 1413 code for a protein of 416 amino acids. Gene Ontology annotation, molecular function: protein binding. The record is from RefSeq and is a predicted model, not a curated record.